UUUAUAUUUUAUGAGUCUAAAAGGGAUGAGCGUUUAACUCUUGAGUGGUUAUUCAAAGUAUUAAGUAUGUGUAUAUAUUAGAUAUAUGGCUAAUUAUUUAUCUGGUUAAUUUGGUUUGGCUGGUUAGGAGUGUCUGAAACCAAACCACCUAAACCAAAUAAGCUAAAAAAUUUAACCAAACCAAACCUAUUAUCCAAAUUAACCAAAACAAAUUAUCCAAAUAAUACUGGUUAAAACGGUUACCAUGGUAACCACACCGUUUGAACACCUCUAGUAAUAAAUGUUUGUAGAACCGUAUUAUACCAACGGUUAGGGAUGGCAAUUUGAACCCGCUUCCAGGGUAUUAUCUGGUUUGACUCAUGAUGGGAGGGUAUUAUCUGACCCGCAGUAGUGUGGGGCGGGGCAUGGGUAUCUACUUCCGACUCGCUCGGCCCCGUCCUGCCCCCGUUCUUAGCUCAUUUUAUCUUAAUUUCUCACAAUAUCUAUACAUAUUUCUCCUAUUUUGACUUUUCUUCUACUAGUUAGAGUCGAUCUUUCAACUUGUUAGACUUAUUUACCCAUUCCAUUAUCAAUAUUUUUCAUACAUAAAAGUAUUUUUACUCACUCGUUUUAUCGUAAAAAGUAAAAUUUGGGCGUAUUUUUCCAAAGAACAUUUAAGAGUGGGUCAACCCGCCCUGCCACGUACCCGCACGGAUUUUACCCGCCCUACCCGUAGUAACGUGGGAUGGGGCAUGGGUAUUGAGGUACCCGCCCCGCCCUGCCCCAUCGCCAUCACUACCAACUGUUGGAUCGAGAAAAUCUUUUAUCGAAUUCUAAAUCGAUAGGUGAGGUUUUAGUGGUAAACCACGCGAUUAAACCACAUUUACAACAUAAUAUAUCGUAUCACUGACUUUCUUCUGGUAUAACUUCCAAUACUGAUUACAGUCGUCGCUACCUACCGAUACAUUUAUCUAUGUUUGCCCCUCCAUGACAAACCCUAAUUCAUCAGCCACAAGAACAGAAGGGGGAUUGUAGCUAGAAAUGGUCAGAUGAUCAGAUAACUAGGUCACAAAAUGGUUGCGAAUGAAAUGAUGACCGGACUACUAAACCAUAUAUUUUUUUUACUGUUUACCAGACAAAAAAGUUUUCACUCUUUAGUUGCUUUCAAGUUUCAGCUGAUGCCUAUGUGGGUGGGUCACCAGCACUCCAUGCAGCCAGCCAGUACUGUUAGUACCUACGUACCCUUCUUUUGUCUCCUUCCUCUCCCUAAACUUAUGUAUGCGACAAGCGACGAUCAUACUUCGUACUAUCGACGACAACAGUCACUAAUCUCUCGCGUUAUAACGACGACAAAAAAAAAAUACAGUACACGAUUAAUUUCAGCAAAAGAGAGACCAGUCAAAUGAGUGUAUCAAUGUACACGUGUGAGUGUCAGAUAUUUGCACAUAUGUGUGUGUGACUGUGAAAUUUGACACAUGAAUCUUAGCACACACCCUUAUAGAGGGCAUUGGAGAUGGAGGGGCCUAUAAAUAUAACAUCUUUAGGUCAGUGUUUUUGGACAUUACACCCAAUUAUUAUUAGCCAUUGGAGGAGAGCAGCAGAGAGUUUAGUAGAGAUCAGGAAGCCAUGGAAGCAGCUGGUGCAGAGUUCAAGCACUUGGCCAUCAUCAAGUUCAAAGAAGGUGUUGUGGUGGAUGAUAUCAUCAAAGGGAUGGAGAAGCUUGUCUCUCAGAUCCCUCUCAUCAAGUCCUUGGAAUGGGGGCAGGAUUUGGAAGGGCAUGAGAUGCUGACACAAGGAUUCACACAUGCAUUCACAUUGACAUUCAACAGCAAGGAGGAUUAUGGAGCUUAUGAAUCUCAUCCCAAUCACCUGGAGUAUGCUGCUGGUUUCUCUGCAAGUAUUGAGAAAUGUGUGGUUCUCAACUUCCCCACUACUCCACUCAAGCAGACACCAGCAGCAGCAACCUGAUGUGUGGUGUCUCUCUCCACUAUGGAAUGAAAAUUACUACAAGUCUACAACCAGAGAUAUCAAUGAAGGGAGGAGUUAUGAUCUAUGUAAUAUCAUUUGCCAAAUGGGUUAACCAUUACUAUUGAGUUUGCUUGUAUGAAAGAAGAUUUGGGUUGUGGGAAUAUGUGAAUUUCUUAUGUUUCUGUGCUGUCUUGGUUGCUGUUCUGUUCUGUUCUGUUCUGUUCUGUUCUAGCUAAUCUGCAGAUCUUUCUCUCUGCCUUGGAAGAAGUUCUGCUUCAAUUUCAAGUGCUUUUUGCUUUUGCCCUCUCUAGGCCAUGUGUGGUGUUUGACAAUGGUGGAAAGCUUGAUUAGUAAAAAAGAGAAACAAUGUGGGCACUCAUUAGAUAAAAAGUGGGAACAAACAGGUAGAUUUGUAGGUUUAAAGUUGCCCUUUUCUUCACUUCAUUUGGGUGCCUCUCAAAUCUCAAUCAUGGAGGGCCUUUUAUGUGGCAGCAAAAGUUGCUGUCUAGGUCAUUUAGAACUUCAAAAUCUUGAAUCUAGAAAUCAAGAUUGGCCACUAAUGGUGAUUAUUGACAUGCUUCUUUCUCUGAUCAGCUUUUUUAAGCUGGUAUUUCUAGAAAUCCAUGGCUUCUCAGUAAAUAAUAAUUCAUAGACCCUCUAGUAGAAUGAGCAAAAUCAAGAGUGACCAAACAUGUGAUGCCAAGUCCAUCACCCAACAUUUCAUGUCAUAUUCUUUUCAUUUACAGGGACCAGUACUGAAGCAAAAAGGGGUAAAAGAGAGACAGAAGAAACAUGUAGAAUCUCUUGCAGAUUGCGAAGAAAAUGAAAGAUUUGUCAACAAAGUGACAUCUCCAGGUGAACAUAUACCAAAAUUAAAAUACUCCCCACUCCAUAUAAUAUAAUUGUUUUAUAUAA
Messenger RNA from Linum trigynum, 2862 nucleotides. Lineage: Eukaryota; Viridiplantae; Streptophyta; Magnoliopsida; Malpighiales; Linaceae. The record is from the annotation of a GenBank genome assembly.